GAAGAUUUAUUUGGACGGCAUCUUUUUACAUCUUUAACGUUCAAUAUUUUUAUAUAUUAUUUUCAUGCGUCUACGAAUCCGCGAACUCGCUGAAAUAUCCAUGCCAUAUUGCAAAUUAAAACUGAUACGACUUGAAUAUUCAACGAGUGCGACUAUCGCAUUUGUUAUCGCCGUUGUUGUGACAGUUAAGUUUAUGUUGUUCAAUGUUGAUGUUACUUUAGUUUUCCAUGAGUUUUAUUCUAAAGAAAUGCAUUUAACAUGGUUACUGGAGGAGAUUGUUCUUGUACAGACACGGAGCCAUCCAAUUUAACAUCUUUGCGUUCGGACGACGACGUUCUCUCGGCUGUCAAUUCCGACAUAAAUACAGUCUGCGUCGAGACGGUCGACCAGGAAAACGAUGCUGCUGAAGAACCUAAAGGCAUGCAUUUUUUCGAAACGUAUUACGAAAGCAAGCUUGAAAACCAUUUAAUGUUCUUUUAGUUGUUCUUCAGUCUCGAUUUUUUUCAAUGACAAUAUCGAGAUCAUUAUGUAUCGCAUUUGUCCAAAUAGACUUCAAUUCUCCCUCGCGUCUCGAUUUAUCCUAAUGUACUGUCGUUCAUCGGUUCUAUCUUGCGCGCAGAUACGGACUGUCAAUGCUCCGAUGCAGUACCGACUUAUUGCGUAGCUACACCCGAUGCAGUACCGACUUAUUGCGUAGCUACACCCGAUGCAGUACCGACUUACUGCGUAGCUGCACCAGCAGAAGCUCCAUCCGCGGUUCCAGCUAAGCCAGGCCGUCAAUCGCAGCCGGAGAUCUCAAGAAGUCAGCCGCCGGCGACGCAAUUCCAACCGAACUUCCCGUGCCUCUGCCUUAGUCACAAAAUGUAAUGCCAUCACGCACGAUUUACGCGUUGGCCGUUUUAUCUCUCAAAGCAGAUUUAUCGUUUCAGUAACGGCUACGUUCUGCCUGUGAAAGUCAAAGAAGGUAUACAGAAACGCCGUCGGAAUUAGAAUGAGAAUCCGUUCGCUGUUACUCGCACGGGGUGUAAAAUGCUCCUCUGCCUUUGAGAUUUAUUGAUCGAAUCUUUUUAACAUCCAGAUCUGAAAUGCGAAAAUUAAUCAAAUGAAAAAAAUCGUAAAAAUCUGCGUAGAAAAGUAGAAAUUAUGCGUCAUAUUUCUGAAAGAAUUAAAUCGAUCGUAUUAUGUGCAGAGUGAGAGAUACACACCGCGCAAGUAAAUACAUUGCAAAAGAAAAGAGAAAUUGACAGAUGUGACGGUUUUAAAUAAACACUUUUAGAUAAACUGCAGCGACAGUUCUGGAAUCGUUUCAAUCUACGACGGCCGAGGAACGGAUAUUUCAGCAAAGAGGACAAGAUGUAUGAGAUAAAGCUGAAACACGUACAGUGUCCUCACUAUGCCAAGACGCGUCCUAAUGGCGUGCCGAAACAGCAUUUCAACGCGUCGCAGCCGCCACAGGAAUUCCCACCCUUUGUCGAUCGCGACGCGUCGGAAGGGAUACCGAGUAAGUACGACGCCGAUAAAUCGAAACCCGUUAAGCAUCCGACUAAAACGAAACUCAAGAGGGAGGAAGCGGCGGAGAAGAUCGAGAUCUACUACUUCGAUCACGGAAACUCCGCAUAUUAUCGAACGACCGACUGCCACCCUGUAUUGACUACGGACAAAUGCGCCGAGAAAACGGAUCAGGCUGCGACGCGCUUCUGGGCGGAGAUCUUCGGCACGAUUCACAUCGGCACCGCCUUCGUCACGGCCUUCAUUCUGCAGCUCCUGCGCUUCGUCCUCUACAGCGUGAUCCGACCGCUGACAGUCGGGGUACUCCAAAUGAUAGCCGAUUACUUCGUGAAACCGCUGCUCUCCAUUCUGUUCAACGCCCUCGUGCAGCCGAUGCUGAUUCUGCUUUACAAUAUCGCCACGUCGUUGAAGGAUCUCUGCGAACCGAUCGCCGAGGCGAUCGGUCUGUUCUUGAGGGAGAUCGCGAAUCUCUGCGCCGCGAUCCGACUCGUGGAAGUGAAGCACGUUCACACGCCGACCACCGCUUGCACCUGAGCUUGUUGGGCGGUGACGCGCAUGAAUUCAACGAGAGUUUCGAAUCGCUUCGAAACAAGUAUUAUUCGAAAUUAGAAAUUCUUAAAAAUCUUGAGAGACAAGAUAACAAUCUUAGUAAAGAUUAAGAUCGAAGAGCGUCAAAGGAUUUCUGCGAGUCGAUAGCCGUGCUCCACCCUUCGAGGAAGAUGGCAAAGCUACGUUCUCGCGAAGCGCACUUUCGACUUAUCAC
Molecule: messenger RNA, 2272 nt
Organism: Linepithema humile (Argentine ant)
Lineage: Eukaryota; Metazoa; Arthropoda; Insecta; Hymenoptera; Formicidae
Source: RefSeq, a predicted model, not a curated record